Messenger RNA from Hyalella azteca, 3445 nucleotides. RefSeq names its product netrin receptor UNC5C. Gene Ontology annotation, biological process: netrin-activated signaling pathway. The record is from RefSeq and is a predicted model, not a curated record. The coding region runs from base 63 to 2672 and encodes 869 amino acids. Gene Ontology annotation, molecular function: protein binding; netrin receptor activity. The transcript is spliced from 15 exons. Gene Ontology annotation, cellular component: membrane. Lineage: Eukaryota; Metazoa; Arthropoda; Malacostraca; Amphipoda; Hyalellidae.
UGCGUCGGCACUUCUUCGAGCCGCCGUACUCGCGGUCCGUACCGCUGGAGAGCCAAGUGGAGAUGCGCUGCCUGCCGCCGGAGGGACAACCUCCGCCGUCCACCCUCUGGCUCAAGAAUGACAAGCCCAUCGACUUCAACCUCGAGUCCAACUACAGGGUGUCGUCUGAGGGCUCCCUGCUGCUGCUCUCGGCAGGCCUCGCCGACACCGCCAACUUCUCCUGUGUCGCUGAGAACGUCGCCGCCAAGCGCGUGUCGCCUCCAGCCGCACUCAAGGUCUAUGUGGACGGGUCGUGGUCGUCGUGGUCUGCGUGGUCUGAGUGCAGUGCAGACUGUGGUCUGGGGUCCCAGAAGCGCACUAGGACUUGCACGGCCCCACCACCAGGACACGGCGGGGCCUCCUGUCAGGGCAGCGCCUUCGAGAGGUCUGACUGCACCUCUACAAACUGCCCGCCUGUGGACGGCGCGUGGUCCGCGUGGGGCGAGUGGUCCACAUGUGGUCCCGACUGCACCCAGCGCAGCUCCCGCGCGUGUGACGCCCCCGCCCCCCUCUUUGGGGGACGCGUGUGCGUGGGGGACGACACGGUCACGCGCAACUGCACUGGCGGCAUGUGCAUGAGCACUAAUAGAAUCUACGACAGCGAAUCAACUCAAGAAGCUCGGGAGAAGGCUCUGCAGCAGGACAUCACUCUGAUCGUGGUGCUGGCAGUGCUAGUGCCGCUGGUGCUGGUCCUUACCUUCUUCCUCUUCAGGAAGUUUGCUUCCAAGUCCCGGCCAAACGGCGUACUUUACGAGGUGGCUUCCACAGAAUACUCGUUACCGUUUUAUACGGAUACAAAUUCGAAGAAUACCGUGAAAGUUCUUCCUCCUGAGUUGAUGGUUAACGGCAACCAGUCUAGCAGUACGACGUCGUCGGGGGGACUCGUGAUAGACAACGCUUAUUCUUCUCCAGCGUCAGUCGCCAGCAACGAACAGAAUAAGUCUGUACUUAGAUAUGAAGUUCACUACACAGCUCCGGGAGAAACUCCACCAACUGGGACCAAAACUCCGCCGUCUGAACAUUUUUAUGAUGUACCACUAAUACGAUCAUGUCUUGAGUCACCCUCACCUUCUGAAGGUUUUCAUUUACUACCAACACAAAAGUCAUUAGGGGGUUCGUCGACCAGGUUUAGUAACAGCAGAAAAGGCGAAUCGUCUCCUGGGUCUUCUUUAGAAAAACCGCGAAGCUCAUCGCCCAACUCCUACAUCAGCGAAGCCACUUCUGGUUACUCUCAUCCGAGUGUGAACUCGGGAUCUGACGGCGCAUUCCCAGCAAUGUUACACUCUGAAACGCACCUCCACGUUCCCCACGGGGAGGGGACUGUGUGGGAGGAAUUUGGCUCCUCAGGGGGACGACUCAUUGUGCCGGAGUAUGGAGUUUCACUCACUGUACCGCAAGGGUCAAUCCCCCACGACAAGAAGUGUAAAUUAUAUCUUUCAGUGCUUCCAUAUGCGCACUGUCUUCCUAUGCAAACGGAGAGACAGACUUUAUUAAGCCCGUUAAUCUGGUGUGGCCCACCCGGCACGAAGCUGCUGAAGCCAGCAGUGCUAGCAUUCGAACACAGCGCCUCCCUGCAGCACGCAGCUUGGAAGCUUCACGUAUUUGCCGUCAAAAAUACAGCAAUUGGAAGCCAAGAGCAAGACUGGCAAAAAAUUAUAACGCUGGGGGAGGAGCGACUUGACACCCCAGUUUACACCCAGCUCGACGGGAACCAGGCGUUCCUGAUGAGCGACUGCCUGCAGCCGUACGCAGUAGUGGGUGAGAGCGCCGCGUCCAGCUCGGCCGUGAAGCUGGUGAGGGUGGUAGCGUCAGCACCACCUCCUGCCGCAGACGGGCAGCUCACCAUCACGCUGCACGUCAUACAGAACACCACCGCGCAUCUCAAGUACCUCACUCAGCAAGAGCGUAAACGUGGUGCGUGUCUGCUCGACAAGCCCAGGACGCUGAACUUGUUGGACUGCGGCUCCAACUUGGUUUUCUCCCUCGAUGAGGUCGCCACGGGGUGGAAAAUGACCCCUCGGCAUCACCACCAGGAAAUAUCGUUUGAGAGUUUAUGGAACUCCCCAAGCGGUGGAUCCGCAGAUUUCCCCAGCCUUUCGUUCCGUCUUGAGCGAAGCGACUCGCAGAUGCUGCUGGAGGGACGCUGCCCCCCGCUGUCGUGUCGCCUGGUCGUGCAGCAGAAAGGCUGCACGGCUGACAGACAAGUUAUUAGGAUCAACACUGACUUCCCUUACGCCCCUGUCACCGACUCUCCCGCCCACGUGGGGCUCAGAUCUGCGUCAGUGUCGGCGACGUUAAGCUCGAACGGUUCAGUUAACGUCGCAUCGUCGACGUCGUCGGGGGAGUGCGGGCCCGUACGUCUGCCUGCCCGCGUACGUCGCGAGCUCUGCCGCUGUCUCGACCCUCCUAACGCGCGCGGCAACGACUGGCGCAUGCUCGCCGCGCGUCUCAAUGUCGACAGGUACCUGAAUUACUUUGCGUGCAAGAACAGCCCUACUGAGCACAUCCUGGACCUGUGGGAGGCACGGCACCGGCAGGCGUCCGCAGUCACGGAUCUGUUGAACGUCCUGCGCGUCAUGGGCCGUCCUGACGCGGCCCACGUCCUCGAGACGCACACCGGACCCUGGAUAUGAAAAAGGCCAAAAAGGGCCAACUAUUGUUUGGCUCUUAGGAAAGUUUCUAGUCUCGGUCGCAGCAAGAACGAUCUGCGUUUGAGCUGCGGCAAAUCUAGGAUCCAAUUGAAAAACCAUACGAACGAUGACUUGAGUGAGAGUAAAUACUACAGCAUCAAGAGUGAUUUACUGAAAAAUUUUAUAGAUUCUACUGAAACUACUGUGUGAUAUUAUUUACCGAUGUAAUUAGAAUUUGCAAUCGAUGAAAAAUUUAAUAUAUGAACUUUUUUAGAAAUUCUGCUUGAUUGUUAAAAAAGAUGAAAAAUGAUUACUAAUAAAAGUUUUAGGGGUUCAUACGCGAAAGACUUGAAAAUCACAUAGUGUCCCCGAAUUCAUAAUUAGAUAGUGACACACUGGAUUGUUUUCGAGUGUUAUGAUCCUGUACCGCAAUCGAGCUCCGAAGAAUAAUGGUAAGAUAAAGUGGCAUCCAACGAGAGUUUUUUUUGCUUAUCCAAUAGGUUUGGAAAGAUGGAAAUAAGAAGUAUAGGGAAAUCAUAUAAUAAAACAUCGGAAGUUUAGUCCUCGUAAAAGAUCAAGAAAAAUUCGUUCAACAUUUACGGAAACCUGCAAUCGUGAAUUCCGAAGAGUGAUUUCAUUAUAAUUCCGUGUCGUGUAAAUGUCCAUGUUGAUCUAUGUUAAUCCAAAUAGUCUAUAAUCGAUCAUAUUGCCUAUGUUAGUGUAUAUAACAAUUGCGGUUUACUUUCAUACCAUGUAUACAAAUAGGGUAAAUGUUA